AGGUAUUGCUGCUGGAGGCUUCUUACAUGCUUCAGGGUAUCUUCAGGGAAAUCGACUCUUUACAGAAACAGAAUUUAAGACAUUUUAAGUGAGAUCCUUCAGAUCAUCUAGGAAAAUGGUGGCCCUUUCCUUAAAGAUCUGUGUCCGCCACUGCAAUGUGGUGAAGACCAUGCAGUUUGAACCAUCCACAGCCGUGUAUGACGCAUGUAGAGUCAUUCGGGAACGGGUGCCGGAGGCACAGACUGGGCAAGCUUCUGACUAUGGGCUGUUUCUGUCGGACGAAGACCCCAGGAAAGGGAUCUGGCUGGAGGCAGGCAGGACACUGGAUUACUACAUGCUGCGGAAUGGGGACAUUUUGGAAUAUAAAAAAAAACAGAGACCUCAGAAAAUCCGGAUGCUGGAUGGAUCAGUGAAAACAGUGAUGGUGGAUGAUUCCAAGACCGUGGGGGAGCUACUGGUUACGAUUUGUAGCAGGAUAGGAAUAACGAAUUAUGAAGAAUAUUCUUUAAUCCAAGAAACUAUUGAAGAAAAGAAAGAGGAAGGGACAGGUACACUCAAAAAAGACAGGACACUGUUACGAGACGAGAGGAAAAUGGAGAAGUUGAAGGCCAAGCUUCACACAGAUGAUGAUCUAAAUUGGCUGGAUCAUAGCCGAACAUUCAGAGAACAAGGAGUAGAUGAAAAUGAAACGUUGCUGCUUAGACGGAAGUUCUUUUACUCUGACCAGAAUGUAGAUUCCAGAGACCCCGUGCAACUGAACUUGCUUUAUGUUCAGGCUCGGGAUGACAUCCUGAACGGCUCUCACCCUGUCUCCUUUGAGAAAGCUUGUGAGUUUGGUGGAUUUCAAGCCCAAAUACAGUUUGGACCUCAUGUGGAACAUAAACACAAGCCUGGAUUCUUAGAUCUAAAGGAAUUUCUGCCCAAAGAAUACAUCAAGCAGAGAGGAGCUGAAAAGCGAAUAUUUCAGGAGCAUAAGAACUGUGGAGAAAUGAGUGAAAUCGAAGCCAAGGUCAAGUACGUCAAACUCGCCCGGUCCCUCCGCACAUACGGGGUGUCCUUCUUCCUGGUGAAGGAAAAGAUGAAAGGCAAGAACAAGCUGGUUCCUCGCCUGCUGGGAAUCACAAAAGACUCGGUGAUGCGCGUGGACGAGAAGACCAAGGAAGUGCUGCAGGAGUGGCCCCUCACCACGGUCAAGCGUUGGGCAGCCUCUCCCAAGAGCUUCACACUGGAUUUUGGAGAGUAUCAGGAAAGCUACUAUUCGGUACAAACCACCGAGGGAGAGCAAAUAUCCCAGCUGAUUGCGGGUUACAUUGACAUCAUCCUCAAGAAGAAACAAAGUAAAGAUAGAUUUGGACUCGAAGGUGAUGAGGAGUCCACUAUGUUAGAAGAGUCCGUUUCCCCCAAAAAGUCCACCAUCCUGCAGCAGCAGUUCAACCGGACCGGGAAGGCCGAGCACGGUUCGGUGGCACUGCCCGCUGUGAUGCGCUCAGGCUCCAGUGGGCCUGAGACCUUCAACGUUGGCAGCAUGCCCUCGCCACAGCAGCAGGUCCUGGUGGGGCAGAUGCACCGAGGCCACAUGCCGCCCCUGACCUCAGCCCAGCAGGCCCUUAUGGGGACCAUCAACACAAGCAUGCACGCUGUCCAGCAGGCCCAGGAUGACCUCAGCGAGCUCGACUCACUGCCGCCUCUCGGCCAGGAUAUGGCAUCUAGGGUAUGGGUUCAGAACAAAGUUGACGAAUCCAAACAUGAAAUCCAUUCUCAAGUCGAUGCUAUCACGGCUGGAACAGCUUCAGUUGUUAACCUCACGGCUGGUGACCCAGCAGACACAGACUAUACUGCUGUGGGGUGUGCUAUCACCACGAUUUCUUCCAACCUGACGGAGAUGUCCAAGGGUGUGAAACUGUUGGCGGCCCUCAUGGACGAUGAGGUGGGCAGCGGGGAGGACUUACUCAGAGCUGCCAGGACCCUUGCUGGGGCAGUGUCAGACUUGCUGAAAGCUGUCCAGCCCACUUCUGGAGAGCCUCGGCAGACGGUUUUGACUGCUGCUGGAAGCAUUGGACAAGCCAGUGGGGAUCUUCUGAGACAGAUUGGGGAGAAUGAGACUGAUGAGCGCUUUCAGGAUGUUUUAAUGAGUUUGGCCAAAGCUGUUGCCAAUGCUGCUGCCAUGUUGGUUCUAAAGGCAAAAAAUGUUGCCCAAGUGGCUGAAGACACCGUCCUACAGAACAGGGUGAUCGCUGCUGCUACCCAGUGCGCCCUUUCCACCUCCCAGCUUGUGGCAUGUGCCAAGGUGGUGAGCCCUACCCUCAGCUCCCCCGUGUGCCAGGAGCAGCUGAUUGAGGCGGGGAAACUGGUGGACCGCUCGGUGGAGAACUGCGUGCGUGCCUGCCAGGCCGCCACAACCGAUGGGGAGCUCCUGAAACAAGUCAGCGCGGCGGCCAGUGCGGUCAGCCAGGCCCUGCAUGAUCUCCUGCAGCACGUGCGGCAGCUCGCCAGCCGAGGCGAGCCCAUCGGGCGAUACGACCAGGCCACUGACACUAUCAUGUGUGUCACCGAGAGCAUCUUCAGCUCCAUGGGCGAUGCUGGUGAAAUGGUGCGGCAGGCCCGGGUCCUGGCCCAGGCCACAUCAGACCUCGUCAACGCCAUGAGGUCAGAUGCAGAAGCUGAAAUCGACAUGGAGAAUUCAAAGAAGCUCUUGGCGGCAGCAAAACUCUUGGCCGACUCUACCGCUCGCAUGGUGGAAGCUGCAAAGGGGGCCGCAGCCAAUCCAGAAAAUGAGGACCAGCAGCAAAGGCUGAGAGAAGCUGCAGAAGGCCUCCGAGUAGCAACCAAUGCCGCUGCCCAGAACGCCAUUAAGAAAAAAAUCGUCAACCGACUGGAGGUUGCAGCCAAGCAGGCCGCAGCAGCGGCCACACAGACCAUCGCCGCCUCUCAGAACGCAGCCGUUUCCAACAAGAACCCCGCAGCCCAGCAGCAGCUGGUUCAGAGCUGCAAGGCAGUGGCUGACCACAUCCCUCAGCUGGUCCAGGGAGUGAGAGGGAGCCAGGCUCAAGCAGAAGAUCUCAGUGCCCAGCUGGCUCUCAUCAUCUCCAGCCAGAACUUCCUCCAGCCUGGAAGCAAGAUGGUGUCCUCUGCCAAAGCUGCAGUGCCCACCGUGAGUGACCAGGCCGCAGCCAUGCAACUGAGUCAGUGCGCCAAGAACCUGGCCACAAGCUUGGCGGAGCUACGCACAGCCUCACAGAAGGCCCAUGAAGCUUGUGGUCCUAUGGAGAUCGAUUCGGCUCUGAACGCUGUGCAGGCACUGAAGAAUGAGCUGCAGGAUGCCAAGAUGGCUGCCGUGGAAAGCCAGCUGAAGCCACUUCCAGGGGAGACGCUGGAAAAAUGUGCUCAGGACCUGGGAAGCACAUCUAAAGCAGUAGGCUCCUCCAUGGCUCAGCUGCUGACCUGUGCUGCUCAAGGAAACGAGCACUACACAGGGGUGGCUGCCAGAGAGACGGCUCAAGCUCUGAAAACGCUGGCCCAGGCUGCCCGUGGAGUGGCUGCAUCCACAAGCGACCCUGCGGCGGCGCAUGCCAUGUUAGAUUCUGCUCGAGAUGUGAUGGAGGGCUCCGCCAUGCUCAUUCAGGAAGCCAAGCAGGCCCUGGUUGCACCUGGAGAUGCAGAGAGUCAACAGAGGCUAGCCCAGGUGGCCAAAGCUGUCUCACACUCCUUGAAUAACUGUGUGAAUUGCCUGCCUGGGCAGAAGGAUGUGGAUGUGGCCUUGAAGAGUAUCGGGGAGUCCAGCAAGAAGCUGCUUGUGGAUUCGCUGCCCCCAAGCACGAAACCUUUCCAGGAAGCCCAGAGUGAACUGAACCAGGCAGCAGCUGACCUGAACCAGUCUGCUGGGGAAGUUGUCCAUGCCACCCGGGGCCAGAGUGGAGAACUGGCUGCAGCCUCUGGAAAGUUCAGUGAUGAUUUCGACGAAUUCCUCGAUGCCGGCAUUGAGAUGGCUGGCCAGGCCCAGACAAAAGAAGACCAGAUCCAGGUGGUAGGGAACCUCAAGAACAUCUCUAUGGCAUCCAGCAAGCUGCUGUUAGCUGCCAAGUCUCUCUCUGUAGAUCCAGGCGCUCCCAAUGCGAAAAACCUCCUGGCCGCAGCUGCAAGAGCUGUGACAGAGAGCAUCAAUCAACUCAUCACUCUGUGCACCCAACAAGCUCCUGGCCAGAAAGAGUGUGAUAAUGCUCUCCGGGAACUGGAGACUGUCAAGGGGAUGUUGGACAAUCCUAAUGAACCUGUUAGUGACCUCUCUUACUUUGACUGCAUUGAAAGUGUGAUGGAGAACUCCAAGGUUCUGGGUGAAUCAAUGGCAGGGAUAUCACAGAACGCCAAGACCGGGGACCUCCCUGCCUUUGGGGAAUGUGUGGGGAUUGCAUCCAAAGCUCUCUGUGGGCUGACGGAGGCUGCGGCCCAGGCUGCUUACCUGGUCGGCAUCUCUGAUCCAAAUAGCCAGGCAGGCCACCAGGGCCUUGUGGACCCCAUACAGUUUGCCAGGGCUAACCAGGCGAUCCAGAUGGCAUGCCAGAACCUGGUGGACCCUGGCAGCAGUCCUUCGCAGGUCCUGUCAGCCGCCACAAUUGUUGCCAAGCACACCUCUGCCUUGUGCAAUGCCUGCCGCAUUGCCUCAUCCAAGACGGCCAACCCAGUAGCUAAGAGGCACUUCGUCCAGUCAGCCAAGGAGGUCGCCAACAGCACCGCCAAUCUGGUGAAGACUAUCAAGGCCCUGGAUGGGGAUUUCUCUGAAGACAACCGCAAUAAGUGUCGCGUUGCCACUGCACCCUUGAUCGAAGCUGUGGAGAACUUGACGGCAUUCGCAUCAAAUCCUGAGUUUGUGAGCAUUCCUGCCCAGAUCAGCUCCGAGGGUUCUCAGGCACAAGAACCAAUCCUGGUCUCAGCCAAGACCAUGCUGGAGAGUUCAUCAUACCUCAUUCGCACUGCACGCUCUCUGGCCAUCAACCCCAAAGACCCGCCUACCUGGUCUGUGCUGGCUGGGCAUUCGCAUACUGUGUCCGACUCCAUCAAGAGUCUCAUCACGUCUAUCAG
This is a messenger RNA of Carlito syrichta (Philippine tarsier), 5076 nucleotides long. Its product is annotated as talin-2. Gene Ontology annotation, cellular component: focal adhesion; plasma membrane; ruffle. Gene Ontology annotation, molecular function: structural constituent of cytoskeleton; integrin binding; actin filament binding. NCBI's taxonomy places the organism in Eukaryota, Metazoa, Chordata, Mammalia, Primates, Tarsiidae. The transcript is spliced from 37 exons. The annotation marks the transcript as partial. Gene Ontology annotation, biological process: cell-cell adhesion. The record is from RefSeq and is a predicted model, not a curated record.